UCCUAGGUUGUCUGCAUGGCCAUCACAUAUUUGACAUGUGUAUUUAUAUAGCUAAAACCCUCCAUAGAUUUCAUUCUUUCUAUCAGUAUUUUCACCAUCUUUCUCUCGCAAGUUUCAAACCCUCCAUUAAUUUCAUUCUUUGUAUCAGUAUUUUCACACCUCUCUCUCUCUCUUCCCCACUGUCUCUCUCACACACAUUCACAGAGAUGGCCAUUACUAAUACUAGAGACAUUGAGAAUUGUGCAAGUAAAGGACCUCAAGAUUUGGAAGAGCCAUUUAUCGAGCAUACCAACAAGGUGGUGGUGAUUUCUGAAGACGAGGAAACUAGUGAAACCAAUGUGUCAGUUGGGAUGGUCCUGUUCAGUACUUGUGUUGCUGUUUGUGGAUCUUUUGAGUUUGGCUCAUGUGUGGGAUACUCAGCUCCUGCUCAAUCUGCUAUAAGAGAAGAUUUGAAUUUAACAUUAGCUCAGUAUUCCAUGUUUGGCUCCAUUGUGACCAUUGGUGCUAUGAUUGGUGCAAUUACCAGUGGCAGAAUUGCAGACUCCAUUGGUCGAAAAGGGGCUAUGAGAAUGUCAGCUGCUUUCUGUAUUGCUGGGUGGCUUGCAGUUUACUUGUCCAUGGAAGCUUUGUUACUUGACAUCGGUAGAUUCUUGACAGGAUAUGGCAUUGGAGUUUUUUCUUUUGUGGUGCCAGUGUUCAUAGCAGAAAUAGCGCCUAAGAAUCUCCGUGGAGGGCUCACUACUCUAAAUCAGUUAAUGAUUGUAAUUGGUGCUUCUCUUGCGUUCUUAAUGGGAACAAUGCUAUCGUGGCGAAACCUGGCUAUAACAGGACUUGUUCCCUGCAUUGCCCUUCUAGUUGGUUUAUUUUUUAUUCCGGAAUCCCCCAGAUGGCUGGCGAAAGUAGGGCUUGAAAAAGAAUUUGAAGUUGCUCUACGUAGGCUUCGUGGCAAAGAUGCAGAUGUUUCAGCAGAAGCUGCAGAAAUUAAGGCUUAUAUCGAAAGCCUCAAGGAUCAAUCUGAUGCUAAAAUACUAGACCUGUUCGAUAGCAAAUACAUACGUUCUGUGACUAUUGCUGUUGGACUGAUGGUAUUCCAACAAAUAGGAGGAAUAAAUGGAGUGGGUUUUUAUGCUAGUGAGACUUUCGUAGCAGCUGGAAUGUCUUCAGGCAAUACUGGAACAAUAGCUUAUGCAUUAAUUCAGGUUCCAAUAACUAUUGUAGGAGCAUUGUUGAUGGAUAGAUCCGGAAGAAGGCCACUUCUUAUGGUGUCCGCAACCGGGACAUUUCUGGGAAGCUUUCUAACUGGGACAGCUUUUCUCCUUGAGGGGCAAACACUUUUGCUUGACUGGGUUCCCACUUUAGCAGUUUCUGGUGUACUGAUUUAUAUUGCAUCAUUUUCAAUUGGAAUGGGAGCAGUACCUUGGGUGAUAAUGUCUGAGAUCUUUCCUAUACACAUUAAGGGUAUUGCUGGUAGCCUUGUUGUGCUCGUAAACUGGCUAGGCGCUUGGGCAGUUUCAUAUACUUUCAACUUUCUCAUGAGCUGGAGUAGCACAGGCACCUUCUUUGUGUUCUCCGGAUCAUGUGCUCUCACAGUACUGUUUGUGGCAAAGGUAGUUCCAGAAACAAAGGGGAAAACGCUUGAGGAAAUUCAGUCCUCCAUCAACUCAUAGUUUUAUGAGCAAAAAAGGUAGUGUCCAAGAAGAUUCCUGAGGAACUUGGAAAUUCAAUAACUAUGUUUAGAAGAUGGAAAAAUCCAAGACAAGUGCAUAAAGAUCAAGCAGAUAAAGCUGGAUGUUCUUUCUUUACAUUUUUGUAAGACCUCAGAGGCAGGGAUGAUCUGUGCAAGGGGAAAAAAUAAAAUUAAUAUAGCAAUAUAUUCAGUUCAGAUUACUCGUUUCUACCAACUUCUGCACCAUUAAGAUUAUACGCCAUGGAGACUUUAUUUCUUUAUCUUACUACAAUGGUUGAGAUUGCACUGUGAUACAUAAUACAUCCCUGGCUUGAAUAGUGAGAAAAUGCAAAAAGAAAUUUUUAUGAUGGAA
Daucus carota subsp. sativus is the source of this 2039-nucleotide messenger RNA. Its product is annotated as sugar transporter ERD6-like 16. NCBI's taxonomy places the organism in Eukaryota, Viridiplantae, Streptophyta, Magnoliopsida, Apiales, Apiaceae. Gene Ontology annotation, cellular component: membrane. The transcript has 18 exons. Gene Ontology annotation, molecular function: sugar transmembrane transporter activity. The record is from RefSeq and is a predicted model, not a curated record. The coding region runs from base 36 to 1667 and encodes 543 amino acids. Gene Ontology annotation, biological process: carbohydrate transport; transmembrane transport.